Molecule: messenger RNA, 2166 nt
Organism: Leopardus geoffroyi (Geoffroy's cat)
Lineage: Eukaryota; Metazoa; Chordata; Mammalia; Carnivora; Felidae
Gene: PHYHIPL
Product: phytanoyl-CoA 2-hydroxylase interacting protein like
Exons: 5
Coding region: 312-1442 (376 amino acids)
Cellular component (GO): cytoplasm
Molecular function (GO): protein binding
Source: RefSeq, a predicted model, not a curated record
CGUGCGCGCGCCGCGCCUUCACGUUCCCCGCGCGACGCGUCUCCUCCCCGCCGGGAGCGCGCUCCUCUCGCCCUCGCGCCGGGUCCCUCUCAGUCUCUUCGAGCCGCACACUCUCCGGAGCUCCUUCCACGGCCGUCGCCUCGGCCGCGGCUCUCUAGCCCGGAAGCUCAGACUCGCCCCUCCGGAGCCGCGUCCCAGGCCUCCUCCCCUCUUUCCGACACUCCCCUUCCCUUUCCCGCCCUUCUCUCCCACCCGGUCCGUCGAGAGAGCCUGGAUACGAAGCAGGCGGGCUUGAGAAGGGAGUUGGGAAAAUGGAGGUGCCGCGCCUGGAUCAUACCCUCAACAGCCCCACCAGCCCCUGUGAGGAGGUGAUCAAAAACCUCAGCCUGGAGGCCAUUCAGCUGUGCGACCGGGACGGGAACAAGUCACAAGACAGUGGCAUAGCAGAAAUGGAAGAACUUCCAGUACCACAUAACAUCAAAAUAAGCAACAUUACAUGUGACUCAUUCAAGAUUUCAUGGGAAAUGGAUUCAAAGUCAAAGGACCGUAUUACACACUAUUUCAUUGACCUCAAUAAGAAAGAGAACAAGAACUCCAAUAAAUUUAAACACAAGGAUGUUCCAACAAAAUUGGUGGCAAAAGCUGUUCCCUUGCCAAUGACUGUCCGUGGACACUGGUUUUUGAGCCCAAGAACUGAGUAUACAGUCGCAGUGCAGACUGCCUCAAAACAGGUUGAUGGUGAUUAUGUUGUGUCUGAAUGGAGUGAAAUUAUAGAAUUCUGCACAGCAGACUAUUCAAAAGUUCAUCUAACACAGCUGUUGGAGAAGGCUGAAGUGAUUGCAGGACGGAUGCUUAAAUUUUCUGUUUUUUAUCGUAACCAACACAAAGAAUAUUUUGACUAUAUUCGAGAACAUCAUGGGAAUGCUAUGCAGCCAUCUGUCAAGGAUAACAGUGGUAGCCAUGGCUCUCCUAUCAGUGGAAAAUUAGAAGGCAUCUUCUUCAGCUGCAGCACUGAAUUCAAUACUGGGAAACCACCCCAGGAUUCACCUUACGGAAGAUACAGGUUUGAGAUUGCAGCAGAAAAACUUUUUAACCCCAAUACUAACUUAUACUUUGGGGACUUCUACUGUAUGUACACUGCUUAUCAUUAUGUGAUUCUUGUUAUUGCCCCUGUGGGAUCACCAGGAGAUGAAUUUUGUAAGCAGCGCCUUCCUCAGCUAAAUUCCAAGGAUAAUAAAUUUUUGACCUGCACAGAAGAAGAUGGGGUGCUGGUUUACCACCAUGCCCAGGAUGUCAUUUUAGAAGUCAUUUACACUGAUCCUGUGGAUCUUUCUCUGGGCACUGUAGCAGAAAUCACUGGUCAUCAGCUCAUGAGUUUGUCUACUGCAAAUGCAAAGAAAGAUCCCAGCUGCAAAACCUGUAAUAUCAGUGUUGGACGUUAAUGCCCACUUUUCUUAUUCUUACUCAGUCCCUUUUCUUCCCUUAGGAGCAUUGAUCCUCUGUUGUCCAUUCUUAUCACCAGAUGUUUUCCACUGAAGCAUGCACAUGCCGCUAUCACCAAAAGCAAAGUGCCAUUUUUCAAAUUUCAUUCAGAGCCGUUCUAGUGUUUCCUAUUCCCUGCCCUUCCCGUUACUUUCAGUGAUGAAAGUUCUCCUCUGACACUUUAUUGCCUAGAUGCUGCAAUGUUUUUAUUUUUCCUUUAUGCCAAACAUAACAAGACAAUUAUAUAAAUGCUUUAGCAAAAUACAAAAUAACAGCUUAUAAAUGGUGUUUAAAUAUGCAUUCAUUUUAAUCUACUGAACAAAUAUUGGGAUAACUCCAAACCGCAUGAAAGGGUGUAAUUGCAGCAUGAGUUAAAUCUUGAAGCCUAGAAUUGUCAACACUUCCAACUUGUUGUUUGACAGUGUUAUUUAUGUUAUUUAUAUUAGCUAACAGGAAACAACUAUUGUGUUUCAACAUAAUAAAUAUAAUAGAAAAAUAUUUUAUUUGUAUUGUUGUAUAAAAUAUUUACAAUCAUAUAGAAUAUAUAGAGUUACAUUUUAAUAGCAAUUGUAUACAUGUCAUGAAACCAUUUCCCUUAUCAAAGAUGUAGUUUGUAAACUUCAAAUAGUUGUGUAUCUGUCCUGUUACAAGUAGAUGACUUCAAUUAAACAAAUUUAUGAAGGA